GUCAUCAGAUGAGAUGAUGAGAGAGAAACUAUCAUAAAAAUUUGUUUUUUACUUUUCUUAGAGAGAGAAACAACUUUCACACUUCACACAUAACACAAUCAUUCAUUUUUCACUAUACAUGCUUUCUAUGUGUUUAUGUCACUGUUAGUAUAGCACUUAGUAGUAUAGUUGCUUACAACUUCAAUAGUAGUAACAUUCUAGUUUCUGAGAAGGGUUUGUUUCUUUGUUUCUUCAUCAUCAUUCUCUUGCACCCUUUAAUUUCUUUUCAACUUUUUGACUUUCUGUUUUGUUUCCAAGGAAAAAAGGUAACAACUUUGUUUCUGGGUCCUGUUGGUUUUUUUUGUUGGUCACUCAUUGCUAGUACUAAACUAAGGAAUAGUUUUUUGUUCUUGGUUUUCCCUUUUUGCAAGUUUAGAUUCUUAUGAGUGAGUGGAGAGAAUAAAAAGAUGGGUUUUUGUAGGAAAUGAUAAGGACUCUAUGGUUUGUUUUUAUCUUUUAUGAAGGCUUCUAUGUGAAGAUUUUGGUUUGAAAAAUGAAAAGUUUGUGGAAUAUGCUUAUGCUUAUUCUUAUUCUUAUGUUUGUGCUGGUUUUAGGCAACCCAUUUUAGGAUAGAGUCUAAAAAUGAAGUCUUUUGGAGUUUUAUUAAUAUGAGUUUGUUUCCAAGUUUUGUGUUGUUGUGUUAUGGUGAUGCAAUUUGCAUAUGGGGUUGAUUUGUGGUUGUGACUUUGUUUCUUGUGUUUUGAUGUUUAAGAAUAGACAAACCCUUUUUUCUCUUUCAAGUAAGUUGUUGGUGUUUCAGCUUCUUGUUUUGUUCUUGUUUUGUUUGCGCCAUGAUAAUACUGUGCAAUGUCAUGGGAGAUUGAGUAAACAUGUAUCUUAUGAGUCUCGAUCGGCGUCGGAAUAUAAGGAUGAUUCUAAGAAGAUUAUUGUUAGUGUAGUUUUAGGAGUAAUCACGGGAUUAAUUGGUUCGAUUCUGUUUGCGUUUGUGAUUCGCCGCGUCGUUCGGUAUCUGAAUAGAACGCCUAUCCUCAAAGGACCGGUCAUAUUCUCGCCGAAAAUUGCGUCGAAGACACUCCAAUUAGCUUUGUCGAAGGAAAAUCAUUUGCUCGGUUCGAGUGCGAAUGGGAAAUACUACAAAACUGUUCUUGAAAAUGGUCUCAUAAUUGCGGUGAAAAAGCUUACACCGUUCGAGAGCAAUUCGCAAGAGAGUAAGAGAAAAUCGGUGAAGAGGAAGAUACAGAUGGAGCUAGAGCUUCUUGCAAGCUUGAGACACAGGAAUUUAAUGAGUUUGAGAGCUUACGUUCGCGGAAACGAUGGAUUCUCGUUGGUUUAUGAUUAUGUGUCUACCGGGAGUCUUGCAGAUGUGAUGAAUAGGGUUAGGGAAAAUGAGUUGCAGAUUGGUUGGGAAGUUAGGUUAAGGAUUGCUGUUGGUGUGGUGAAGGGUCUUCAAUAUCUUCAUUACACUUGUGUGCCUCAGAUUUUGCAUUUCAAUUUGAAGCCGACAAAUGUGAUGUUGGAUGGCGAGUUUGAACCUAGAUUGGCAGAUUAUGGUUUGGCUAAACUUCUACCAAACUUAGAUAGAGGGACUUCUCUCAACACCCCUCCCGAAUGUUUACAUAAUUGCAGGUACACGGAAAAGAGUGACAUAUUCAGCUUCGGGAUGAUACUAGGUGUUUUAUUGACCGGUAAGGACCCUACGGAUCCGUUCUUUGGAGAACCGGCCAGAGGAGGAAGUUUGGGAUGUUGGCUGCGACACUUGAAGCAAGCGGGCGAGGAACGAGAAGCUCUAGAUAAGAGUAUUUUGGGGGAACAAGGUGAAGAAGAUGAGAUGCUAAUGGCUGUUGGGAUUGCUGCUGCAUGCUUAUCUGAUAUGCCUGCUGAUAGACCUUCCAGUGAUGAACUUGUUCACAUGCUAACACAGCUCAAUAGUUUUUGAGCCAAAUUUUCAUUCUUCUGUUUCUUUAGAAGUAGCUUUUUUGUUCUAUCUUUUCCUAUACUAAGAUGUUUAGGCGUUUUUGAUUGUUUUGCAUGAUCUUAGUUUUGAUGGUUUGGUUGGUGUUUUCUGUUAUUUUUUUAUCUGGUUUUGCAGAUUAAGUGGUUGUAUUUUUUUUGUCACACUAGUGUAUAUAUUAUGUUUGUAAAUCACUAGUGAUGUUAACAAGUACUGUUUCUUUAGUCAGUACUAAUUAUUGAAUAUUCAGAUGAUUAAUAUUGUUCCGGUCGAUUUUAAA
Messenger RNA from Lathyrus oleraceus (garden pea), 2231 nucleotides. Its product is annotated as inactive leucine-rich repeat receptor-like protein kinase CORYNE. Gene Ontology annotation, cellular component: membrane. Gene Ontology annotation, molecular function: protein kinase activity; ATP binding. The record is from RefSeq and is a predicted model, not a curated record. Gene Ontology annotation, biological process: protein phosphorylation. Lineage: Eukaryota; Viridiplantae; Streptophyta; Magnoliopsida; Fabales; Fabaceae. Bases 701 to 1936 code for a protein of 411 amino acids. The transcript is spliced from 2 exons.